This is a messenger RNA of Colletotrichum fioriniae, 390 nucleotides long. NCBI's taxonomy places the organism in Eukaryota, Fungi, Ascomycota, Sordariomycetes, Glomerellales, Glomerellaceae. The record is from RefSeq and is a predicted model, not a curated record.
AUGACGCUUGACGUCGUUGAGCGGGCCUUGAACGAAGCAGGGAAGGCCAGCGUCCGAUUUGACGGCAAUGUACCUCAAAAAGAUAGGCAGCCGCUGGUUGAGAAGUUCAGAAACGACCCGGGUGUCUCAGUCAUGCUGUUGACGCUUUCAUGCGGCGCAGUCGGGAACCCAAACCUCGAGGAGCAAGCGCUCGCUCGCGUGCACCGCAUCGGGCAGACCCGCGAAGUGACAACAGUGCGUCUGUAUGUGCGGGACUCUUUCGAAGUGCAAGUAAUGGAAGUGCAAAAGUCAAAGAAGCAGCUCGCUGGCCUGCUACUUUCGCCUCACGACGGCGGCCAGUCGGAUGAUAGCUUGAGCGGCCUCCAGGGAGGAGCAUUCGGCUUGAUUUGA